GAAAAGAAAAAUCCUAGGGGCGUCUUCAUCGUCGAGCUCUCGGCCCGAUCAUAAUGUGAGAAUAGCCAACUCCACCGGCCAACUCCACCGAUCGGAACUCCAUACCCUCCACUAAAAUCCUGCACCGUAUUCCUCCUCCUCCAUUGAAACAAAAACGACGAAUCCCUAGCACCGGGAGGCCCUCUGUAUCCGUGGAAAGUGCUCUGCCGACACCGACAAUCCCGCGCGAAAGAAAAGAGUCCCUCCUUCUGCGUCGCCCCCUCGUGUUCUGGAAUGGGUAUCCCGCACCGAAAUCCACAAUUUUGAAAUACUGUUAUGCGUCGGGAACAAACUAGAUCCUGUUCCGGGCCAUCCCGUUCACCAAGAAUACAGAAGGAUGUUGUUGCGGCAGCGACUAAAGAUCGAGCUUGAGCAGUCUGCCUCUGAUGAGUUCGGAAUCACUGAAAGCGAAGGUGCCAAUUUGUCAAUGAAUAAUGAAGACGCAGGAGAAGUGGUAGAAGAAGAUCAGUCGUUUCAAAUCAGGAGGUCAUGUUUUGAGUGGUGCACUGAUCGGAAUAUUGAGUACAUUGAAGCUUGUGCUUCCAAUCCCGAAUUUGAAAAUUAUGAUCUGGAACGAAGCUUUGGUGCACUUUCUGCUCAUAUCUGGACUGGAAUGGUUUUGAAAUCUUGAAAUAAGAUGGCUGAACAA
Molecule: messenger RNA, 688 nt
Organism: Linum tenue
Lineage: Eukaryota; Viridiplantae; Streptophyta; Magnoliopsida; Malpighiales; Linaceae
Source: the annotation of a GenBank genome assembly